AAUGUAUAAGGAUGGAUCCUAAAAAUUGAUAGAUCAGUGUUUGGUAAUCUAGAAUCACAGCAACCUGUAAACCAGUUAUACGGGAAACAUGAAGUUCUAUUAUUGCUUGAUAUUAUCACUAUUAGGGAUAGCAAAUGGAUCGCCAUACUAUUAUCGUGAAGAUAAACACCACUCAGAACAUCACAAAGAAUAUUCUUACAGUGAUAGUCAAAGUCAACCCUCAUUGUCUGCAUAUGAAUCUUCACCUCAGAAAUAUAUUGAAACUUCCCAUUUCAGUACUCAUGCAAUUCCAGAACGAUACUAUAAAUUAGAAACUAAUCCUUCAUUUUCCAGUGGUUUCAGCCAAUAUUCAGGAGGUGAUCAGUCAGCUUUUCACCAGAAAGGAUUCCAAAGUAGUGGAAUACAAAGUAGCCACUUAAGUCCAUUUUUAACAGGACAAAGCAUAAAUGUACAAGGAGUCAAACCUGGAACCUAUGUUGUAAAGCAAGUCAAAAUCUAUCGACAACCAACUACUUACACAGGUUUCUAUGGAACAGGCUAUAUGGAUGGCAGAGGCUUAGAAACUGGACAGCAAGAAGAGAAUCUGUAUGGUAGUCAACAUGAAGAGAAUUUAAAUGCACAAACAGGAAAGUAUGUAAAACAAGUACAAACAAACUUAUAUCACCAAAUACCACAGGCCCUCCCAACUAUUACACAAGAUGAAAGCUUAUUUGGACAAAAGUCGAUAAGUGAAGAAGACUUGAGCCAGUUUGGUCAGCAACAAAUUAGUGGUCAAAAAGAAGAUUGCAAGUAUAACGAACAUAUGGAAGACUUUGGACAACAACCUCAAAGAGGAGAUUUAGACAUUGGCCAAGAACAAGAAGAUUUGAGGACACAUCAUUCUCAAAUAGUGAAAACACUAGAAAAUACACCUGUUGAUGACAAAAACAAAGGGUAUAAGUAUUAUGAAAAGCGAGUAACCACUUAUGGAUUGCCAGAAAAAGAAAGUAAUAUUUAUAAACAGACUUAUGUCCAUCACACACAAAUGCAUGGAACAGUAGGUAAUGGAGGAAAUGAUUUUGGAAAGUACCAAGAUACUCUUUUUGGACCAACUACAAUAAAGACAAUUAAUGGUUUUGAAAAUAUACAAACAGGAUCCAAAGAGGAAUCAAAACAUGUUAGUUACAGUAAAGAAGCAGUCGAAUUAGAGAAAAAAGUUCAACAAAUCAAACCACUACCAUAUUACAGCAAUCCUGUAUUCAUACCACAACCAGCAUCACUAGGUCAACAACAAAUCUACAGUGGUUCAUUAGAUGAGGGGCAGCAUGAAGAGAGUGAAUAUGGACAACAUACAUCAGAUUUAGGACAGCGACUGGUUUAUGGCAGUUUGGAGGUUGGUCAACAGCCUGACAGCAUUACUGGCCAACAGCUAGAAACUGGUUCUUUUGAACAAGGACAAAAGGAAGAAAAUUUAAAUGGUAAACAUCUUCAUACUUGGGAGAAGCAUAUCAACACCAGUACAAUAGAGGUGAAAGGAUCAGGAAAAGAACCAGCUCAGAAGCCAUUCGAACACCACCUCAGAACAGAACGUUUAGAAAUAGGGCAAAGUUCUAAUAACAAACCACACAUUCUAGUGAAGGAAAAUGUAACUAGAACUGUGGUAGUAGGUCAUAACAUUCCAACAAAACCUAUACAAAAUCUUCCAGAGGGUCAAAUAGAAGAAUCUGCUAGUGGCCGAAAUAUAGAAACAGGAUUUUUUGAAAUAGGCCAAAAAGAAGAAAAUGUGGGCCAGUUGGAAACCGGUAAUUUAGAAAUAGGCCAACAUGAAGAAAAUGUGGGCCAAUUAGAAACUGGUGAUUUGGGAUUAAGCCAACAUGAAGAAAACUUGGGCCAAUUGGAAACUGGUGAUUUAGAAAUGGGCCAACAUGAAGAAAGACUUGUAAUAGGAAAAAAUUCAGAAAACGUAGGUCAGCAUACAGAACAAGAAACAAUACUUGACAAUGGUAAGUUCAACUUAGGUCAAAAAGAAGAAACUUCAUAUGACUUUGAACUCGGUAAAAGUACUUUUCCUGUAAAAUUAAUAGUGACCCCAACCAAAGCACCAAAAUAUAAUGAGCACACAUCAUAUGUUAAAACAUACAAUCAACAUGAAUCACAUUACAAAGAAUUUAAACAUAAUUCCAACGGCAAGCUAAAAGAUCUCUCCUUAAAUCCUCAGAAAUAUUAUACAACUACAACACCUAAAAAUAAUGAAAAAGAUAGCUUAAAUACAAAUAAAAAAACAGAUUAUUUAGAACUCCAACAAAAGGCAGAGGAACUGGCUCUGAUACUUGGAUUAGAAGAUAACUCUAAGCAGAAGUCAUCACAACAAGAAAGCUAUGAAGAUAAAUUUUUAAGGGGAAAUCUAGAAAAAUCAUCAACUUCUGAGGUUCUUGCUACCGGAACCAAAGAACAUUCAAUUGUAAACCAUCACACUUCAGAAAGCUUGGUCCCAAAUAAAAAAAUAACAACCUGGGAAACACAUAAAGAAGAGUAUGGUUUAAAUUACCCUCUAACCUCUCAAGGCUCAUAUUUCAAAAAACAAACUGAACAUAAUUAUGAAAAUCAAGGUUAUAUUAACCAACCAAUGUCACAAAACUAUGGUUAUCAGGGACAGGGUCAGCAUUCAUCACAUUAUGGUGGAUACAGAAAAGGUUACUCAGUCAAUAGUGGAGAGAGGGCAUAUUUCAGUGACCAACCAAUUCAAAGAACACACACCUCAGGAUCACAAUUUUCAUUUUCAAGUUCAUCAGGAGGUUCUCAAGACAAACAAAAGGUGAUUGACGAUUUUCUAAAGGAACUAGACAAAGAUAUAGCAAUAACUAAUCACCAACAACGACAGCAACAAGGAAGCUAUGCAGGAAUGGCACAGAGUAGACCUGUAAACAGUGAUGUGAGCUACUAUUCUCAAAGGACUGUAUCCACCCAUAGUAAUAGUAGUUACAGCUCUAGUGGUACAGUACCAGGAGGAACCACAGGAAAAGCAUGGUAUCAAAAAAUUGGAGAUUCGAUAGGAUCAGGUUAUAAUCAAGCUAAAGAGAAAGCUAAAGACAUUGUGAAGACAGUUAAACAUUCGGUGGGCUAUUAAAGUUCAUAAAGCAUUGCUUUCUCUAAAACCUAGCUAAUAAACAAAAUAAAAUAAAAUUUAAAAAAAAUUAAAUUAAAUUAUUUAUUUAUUUUGUGUGGAUGUUGUGUGUGUGUAACGUCAAAAAUGUAAAAAUCCCUAAAAUUUAUGGACAUGAAAUAUCUGUAAAAUACUAUUACUAAAUAAAAAUAUAAACAAUAAGUUAAUAAAAAUUUCAAAUGUUAUUACUUUAAAUGACUGUAAAUAAUAAAUAAACUUUUUGAUCUAAAAAAAAAAAAAAA
This is a messenger RNA of Nezara viridula (southern green stink bug), 3384 nucleotides long. The record is from the annotation of a GenBank genome assembly. NCBI's taxonomy places the organism in Eukaryota, Metazoa, Arthropoda, Insecta, Hemiptera, Pentatomidae.